Molecule: messenger RNA, 1123 nt
Organism: Thrips palmi
Lineage: Eukaryota; Metazoa; Arthropoda; Insecta; Thysanoptera; Thripidae
Exons: 6
Coding region: 66-1007 (313 amino acids)
Source: RefSeq, a predicted model, not a curated record
GCAAGCGCAGCAACGCCAGCCAGCACUCGCAGACCUCCGGCGAGGAGACCGAGCCGGAGCACAGCAUGACCUUCAUCAGGAGGCCGCGCUCCGACUGCGGCCAGGAGGGCCAGAUCAAGGAAACUAUGAGCAUGGCGAGCCACCCCGACGACUCGGACUCGGAAGACGAGGACGGCGUCAUGGAGAAGCUGGCAGGGGCCAUCGGCUACCUCUUCUCAGGGGACAGCAGCGAGGGCGAGGCGAGCGAGUCGGACGAGUCCAGCAUCGCGGAGCCCUCCGGCGCCACGGAGGAGGCCUCCGAGAUGGAGACGCCCAGCGCGGGCGGCAGCACCGUCAUCGGCAACCAGGAGAGGGCUGUGUUCCUCACCAAGCACAGUGACUCUGUGGACUCGGGCCUGGAGGCCGAGCCGGUCGAGCGGCACUCCAACUACCUGCUGGUGCAGGCCAAGGACCACCUGGAGCUGACCGUCACCCCGGCGGCGCUGCGGGUGCUGGACCGGCUGCGUGCCUCCUUCAACGUGGACCCCGUCAACAACAACCUGGGCUCGCCCUACCCGCCGCUCAGCCUCAACAACAACCUGGGGCUCGGCAGCACGGCCGUGCUCACCACCAAAGCUGAGAAGGGCCCGGACGGCGCCGACAAGGUGCUGGCCAAGGCCCCCGACGAUGAGUCCGACUCCCUCCCCGGCAGCCCCCACGCGUCGCCGCACCACCACAAGUACCUGGACUACGACAUCAACCUGUACUCGGGUGACGGCGCCGAGGCCGACGUGUUCUACUGCGACGCGUCCCACCAGGACCAGGACCUGUUCUCCCCCGUCAUGAAAUUUCCGCCCGACACCAUCAGCGACCUCUACAAGAAGAUCACCGACCUUCGCCUCACCGUCAGUGUGGAAGGGCUCGACCCCAUCCAAGUGCUGUGCCCGCGACGGAGCUGCAGCAAGCUCCACGCGCUGCUGCCCGCGCGCAACAACAUCCGCUGUUGCAACUUCAGUGCCAGAGCCUGAUUUUCCUUUACCACUUGAUCAGAAUUCUGCAAGAAAGGCAGAACAAAUGUGUAAACAAUUAGACAUCUAAAAUAAGACUGAAAAAAAUACACCAUCCAUUACCAUUUUGAGAAGCA